Lacerta agilis (Sand lizard) is the source of this 4022-nucleotide messenger RNA. RefSeq names its product transmembrane protein 63C (gene TMEM63C). Gene Ontology annotation, molecular function: calcium-activated cation channel activity. The coding region runs from base 556 to 3081 and encodes 841 amino acids. Gene Ontology annotation, cellular component: plasma membrane. The record is from RefSeq and is a predicted model, not a curated record. NCBI's taxonomy places the organism in Eukaryota, Metazoa, Chordata, Lepidosauria, Squamata, Lacertidae. The transcript is spliced from 25 exons.
GAGCGGGGUUGUGCCGCGUUGUUAAUUAGAAACCCUCUUCUGGCAGCUGCGCUUGACCCAUCCUACCUCUCUCCUCCGCCAACCAACGCAGGGUUUGUUUCCAGUGCCCUAAAAGGCAAGGGCUGGGGAAGGAUGCCAAUUCUUCAUGCAUCAUAAGCUGCGUAUACAACUGUAGAGGCCUCAGAUGUACUGACAGCAGCUUCCCUCUUGUGUCUCCAGGGGGCUUAGGGCACAGCUGCUGCCGCUGCCGCUGCUUCAUAGCAAACAUCAAGACUCCAAGGCUGAUUCUGGGAACUUCGUCAGGACCAACUGAGAGACAAAGCCUUGUGCGAACCAGGAUCCAAGCAUCCCCUUUCCCCCACCCGGUUAAUCCCAGUGGCAUUGUUAUCUGUGUCUAAGCCUGUCUGGCAGUUUUCCCCAGCAGAGCUCAGACUGACUCCACCGCAGUGAUGAUAAUGGCUGAUCCUGGUGUCUGGAACGGAGUCUAAAUCUGGGAAUGACUCUUCUCAGGUAUUUUGCAGAGUAAAGCUCUCUAGGAGACCACCAGCUUCAUAGAUGGACAGGAUGUACAGAACUGACCCUCUGGCAGGAAACUGGAGCUCCAUCUCCCUGGAUGACUCCAUAUUCCUGGAUGCCCAAAACAACAGCACAGAGCAGUGCUUCAACGCCCAUUCCCGCAGCUCUGUCCUGCAAGGGCUGCCAUUUGGCGGUGUACCCACGGUGCUUGCCCUCAACUUCAUCAUCUGGUUGUUCCUCCUCCUGGUUUUCUCCUGCCUUCGGAAAGCAGCUUGGGACUAUGGGCGCCUGGCCUUGCUUAUGGACAAUGACAGCCGUUUUCCUCCAAGCACAUGGAACUCCUAUGACCUCACAUCGCUCUUCUAUGGGGAGCAAAGUGAAAAGGAGAAAUCCCCAUCAGAGACCAGCCCACUGGACUCCGACAACAAAGAUGUGGGAUUCUGUUCCUGGCUCCUGUCAGUCUACCAGAUGAAGGAUGAGGAAAUCCAAAGCAAGUGUGGAAUCGACGCCACCACCUACCUCUCCUUCCAGCGGCACGUCUUGGUGCUGCUUCUGAUCAUCUGCGUGCUCUCAGUGGCUGUAGUCCUCCCUGUCAACUUCUCUGGGGAUCUCCUGGGAAAGCAUCCAGCUAAUUUUGGCCGAACCACAAUUGCAAAUGUCCCCAAAGAUGACCGUCUCCUGUGGCUGCACAGCAUCUUUGCCCUCCUCUAUUUCAUCAUCACCGUGCUCUGCAUGGCUCAUCACUCCAUCCAACUUGAAUACAAGGAGAAUGAGAAGGUGGCCCGGACCCUGAUGGUUACCAGGAUUCCCAAAGAUAUUAUGGAUCCCUCCCUUGUCAUCAAACAUUUCCAUGAGGCUUACCCAAGCUGCACAGUGACUGGUGUCCAGUUCUGUUCUGAUGUUCGCACACUGAUGAAGUUGGAUUCAGAGAGGCGCAAGGCAAUGAAGGGGAGGCUUUACUUCACCACCAAGGCUCAGAAGGAGGGGAAAAUCAUGAUCAAGAUACACCCCUGCUCACGCAUCUUCUGUUGCCGUAGUUGCGGCUUUGAAGAGGUAGAUGCUGAGCAAUACUAUGGGGAGCUAGAAGAGAAAUUGACAGAUGAAUUUAAUGCGGAGCGGAGCCGGAUUGCGCUGAAACGCCUCGACAUGGCUUUUGUCACGUUUCAGGAUGAGAGGAUGACAGCCACUAUUCUGAAGGAUUACAGCCGUGUCUGGUGUCGCAAGCAUCCACAACAGUCUUCUGUUACCACAGUGGUGAAAUCCCAUUACUGGGGGGUCAGCUAUGCCCCCGCUCCCAACGACAUCAUCUGGGAGAACUUAUCCGUCAGCGGUGCUUCAUGGUGGGUGCGAUUUGUCUUGCUCAACAUCUGCCUCUUCAUCCUACUCUUCUUCCUCACCACGCCUGCCAUCAUUGUCAACACCAUGGACAUGUUCAACGUCACGCGGCCUGUGGAGAGCCUCAAGAAUCCUAUUGUCACCCAGUUCUUCCCCACGCUGUUGCUCUGGGCCUUCUCAGUGUUCCUUCCCUUCAUCGUAUACUACUCUGCUUUCUUCGAAUCGCACUGGACGAGGUCAAAUGAGAAUCAGAUCACAAUGCACAAGUGUUAUUUUUUCCUGGUGUUUAUGGUUAUCAUCUUGCCCUCACUUGGAUUGACCAGUUUGGAUCUCUUCUUCCGCUGGCUCUUUGACACCCACUUUGUGGAUCAGGCAGAGAUAAAGUUUCAGUGUGUUUUCCUGCCAGACAACGGUGCUUUCUUUGUCAACUACGUCGUCACCUCCAGCCUGAUUGGGACAGCCAUGGAGUUGCUGCGCAUCCCUGGACUCAUUGUCUAUGCCACACGGCUCUGCUUUGCCAAGUCUGAACCGGAGCGGCUCCACAUCAAGCGGAACCAAGCUUAUGAGUUCCAGUUUGGAUUGGAGUAUGCCUGGACCUGCUGUAUAUUUGCUGUUGUCAUGACCUAUAGCAUCACCUGCCCCAUUAUUGUCCCCUUUGGUUUGCUGUAUAUGCUGCUGAAGCACAUGGUUGACCGCUACAACAUUUACUAUGUGUACAUCCCCACCAAGCUGAACCAGCGCAUCCACACAGCAGCUGUGAGCCAGGUGGUGGUAGCUCCCAUCCUCUGCAUGUUCUGGCUGCUCUUCUUCUCCGUCAUCCGACUAGGCUCCAUCAGACCCAUCACCAUUUUCACCUGCGUGGUCCUUGUCUCCUGCAUCCUUUUUUCCUUCUUUGGCCUUUGUCUGAAGAAGCUGCAUCCAAGGAAGCCCUCCAGUUACCAGCAGAUGUCUGAGCAAUCUGAAGGUGCCUUCAACGAUACAGAAAGGAGCAGCAUCUCUUCAACCCCCAAUUCAAAUAUGUUUGUGGCUACAGUGCUUCAGGAGCCAGAACUAAGCCUAACGCCAGCAGCCUCCCCAGCUCACCAGUCUUACGGCACCAUGGGCAGCCGCCUGGAGCAAGCCGAGAACAUGGAGGAGGGUGGCCUGCAGAGCUUUGAAACAGAGCUGGAGAGCACGGAGGGCGAAUACAGAACCGGGCCAGUGCUGGAUGACCAAACCCGCUAUCAUUGACCACCUGCUCUCAGAGUGACGAGACAGACCAGAGAAACAUUUUGAGUAUUAAGAGUGCCGGAGGGAAGCAUUAUGUCCCAAGGCCUAGAUUGCUCUGAGUUGCCAUAUCAGUCCUGCUGUAAACCAGUUUUGAGCAAAGGUCUUGUUUUGCUACUUAGACCAGAACCACUCAGGCUGAUGCACAAUGGGCCUUCAGUGCUGCAGUUCUCUUGGCCACAGUGUUGGGAUGGCAGCUCAACUCUCCAGCAGAGAUGAAACGAACAGGGAGGUUCUGUGCAGGCAGUGUUACUUCAAUUUUUUACUCCCAGCUGUUUAACAGCAGCAUGUUCCACAUGUUGCCUCUCAUCCUUCUGCUCCAGGGCUAUGGACUGCCAUGGCUUGAGUUUUCCUGUGUCUUCUGACAUAUCUUCCCUUCUCUCCGUUGCCCCAAUUGGUCUCCCUCGCCUUCCACUAUUUUUGCUUUUCAUUUAUAUUCUUUUUUUUUGGUAGAGGAAGAAGUUUCUCUAGUGUGUGCAGCCUUCUCUGCUCAGGCCAGCAGGAGCAAGAGACUGUCUGGAUUUAAAUAGCAUCAUGCGCCCAGUAGCUACAAACCUUUCUAUAAAACAUUUGGGUGUGGGUGUGUGGAGUAGAGAGCAGAAUGGUGACUCCUAAGACACAUUCAAGCUGACCGCACAGCCCAGUGUAAUGCAUUUGUUGCAGAAGCAAAGUCCCAAUUGUUUCCUGAAUGCAAGACGGGCAUUUGCAAAAGACAGGUGCUUUAGCUGCUUCAUUUUUUAUAUGCCCAUUUGUUGCUGCUGCAGUUGUUGCUUUUGCCCAAAUUCACUGCCUCCGAAAAAAGACGUUCUUUCUCAGUGUGGCCUAAGUGACAGGCCUGACUUGUCUCUGUUUUUUCUAGGUUUGACUGGUUGUGUGCUUUUUGCCCAGAAUAAUUGCCAUGUUCG